Pogoniulus pusillus (Red-fronted tinkerbird) is the source of this 735-nucleotide messenger RNA. Its product is annotated as keratin-associated protein 4-3-like. The transcript has a single exon. The annotation marks the transcript as partial. NCBI's taxonomy places the organism in Eukaryota, Metazoa, Chordata, Aves, Piciformes, Lybiidae. The record is from RefSeq and is a predicted model, not a curated record.
AUGUGUCUGUCUGUAUGUCUCUCUGUGUGCCUCUGUGUGUCUAUGUGCCUGUGUGUGUCUGUGUGUGUCUCUGUGUGUGUCUGUCUGCGUGUGUCUGUCUGUAUGUCUCUCUGUGUGCCUCUGUGCCUCUAUGUGUCUGUGUGUGUCUGUGUGUCUGUGUGUCUCUGUGUGUCUGUGUGUGUCUCUGUGUGUCUAUGUGUGUGUCUUGUGUGUCUGUGCGUACAUCUAUGUGUCUGUGUGUGUCUCUGUGUGUGUCUCUGUGUGUCUGUGUGUGUCUCUGUGUGUCUAUGUGUGUGUCUUGUGUGUCUGUGCGUACAUCUAUGUGUCUGUGUGUGUCUCUGUGUGUCUAUGUGCCUGUGUGUGUCUGUGUGUGUCUCUGUGUGUGUCUGUCUGCGUGUGUCUGUCUGUAUGUCUCUCUGUGUGCCUCUGUGCCUCUAUGUGUCUGUGUGUGUCUGUGUGUCUCUGUGUCUCUGUGUGUCUGUGUGUGUCUGUGUGCCUGUGCGUGUCUGUCUGUAUGACUCUGUGAGUGUCUCGGUGUCUCUGUGUGUGUGUGUGUGUCUGUCUGUAUGUCUCUCUGUGUGCCUCUGUGUGUCUAUGUGCCUGUGCGUGUCUCUGUGUGUGUCUCUGUGCAUGUCUGUCUGCGUGUGUCUGUCUGUAUGUCUCUCUGUGUGCCUCUGUGUGUCUAUGUGCCUGUGUGUGUCUGUGUGUGUCUCUGUGUGUGUCUGUCUGCGUGUG